AUGUGGCGCCGGUCCUUCGCGGCAACCGCGUCCUUGGUCCGAGUACCUGGCAAUGUGCAAGCGCGACCUCGCUAUCUGCAAUCGCGCUUGGCAACGACCAAGACGAUCACGACGCCCAUCUACUACGUCAACGCAGCGCCGCACCUCGGCCACCUCCACUCGACGGUCAUGGCCGAUGCGCUCUCGCGCUGGUUCCAACUCGCGGGCCACCAGACGCUCUUCUCGACGGGCACGGACGAGCAUGGGCUCAAGGUGCAGCAGGCGGCCGAGCGCGCAGGCAAGCCCACCAAUGUGUUUUGCGACGACGUCGCGACGACGUUCCAGACCAUGUGUGCGCGGGGCAAUGUGGCCUACGACCGCUUUGUGCGCACGACCGAGCCGGAGCACAAGGCGACCGUCCAAGGCCUUUGGAAGACGCUUUUGGCCAACGAUGCCAUCUACCUCGGCCAGCACGAAGCGUGGUAUUGCGUCUCGGACGAGUCGUUCUUGACCGAGAUGCAAGUCGAGGCGAGAGCCGACGGCCAGAUGGUCUCCAAGGAGAGCGGCCACCCCGUCGAGCUUGUGAAAGAAGAAAACUACAAAUUUCGUCUCUCGGCGUACCAAGACGCGCUCCUCGCGUGGCUCGACGCCAACCCGGACGUUGUCCAGCCAAAGUCCCGCUUCAACGAGGUCCGCUCGAUGGUGGCGGGCGGCCUCCACGAUGUGUCGGUCUCGCGCCUCCGCGAGAAGAUUCAGUGGGCCAUUCCCGUGCCACACGACGAGAACCACUCGGUGUACGUCUGGCUGGACGCCCUGAGCAACUACUUGACGUGUGCGGGGUAUCCCGACUCGGCAAAGCUCGCCGAGAACUGGCCCGCGAGUUAUCACAUUGUGGGCAAGGACAUUCUGAAGUUCCAUGCGAUUUACUGGCCGGCGUUCUUGCUCGCCGCCAAUCUGGCGCUGCCCAAGCGCAUUGUAGCUCAUGCGCACUGGACGGUCGACAAUGUCAAAAUGUCCAAGAGCCUUGGCAACGUGGUUGAGCCCAACGCCAUCAUCGACUCCUUUGGCGUCGACGCUGUUCGGUACUUCUUGCUGCGAGAAGGCGUCUUGACCGACGACGGCGACUUCAACGAGGAGCUCUUGAAGAACCGAGUCAACAGCGAAAUUGCUGAUACCCUUGGCAACCUCGUGAUUCGCAGCACGACGCUUGCGUUCGUGCCCGAUGGCAUCGUGCCGACGGGUGGUGACUACUCAGUAAGCGACUUGGAGCUCAUUGCAGCGCUGGACGCUAUGGUCGAGACGACGCAAGCCUACUACGAAAAGCCCGAUUUUUCGAUGGCGAUUCGGUCCGUCAUCUUCUUCCUUCACGACAUCAACCGUAACUUUUCCAACAAUGAGCCGUGGGUCGUGGCCAAGGAGCUCAAGGACCCGAGUGGCUUGACGACCGACGACGUCGCCGCCAAGCAGCGCUUUGUGGACAACACGAUGCUCAUUUCCAUGGAGGCGGCGCGCAUCAGUGCGCUUCUGUUGCUGCCCGUGAUUCCGACGACGGCGACGAACAUCCUCGACUACCUCAACGUCCCGAGCGAGCAGCGCACGCUGGCGCACGCCAAGUUUGGCCACUCAACCUAUGGACCUAUCCGCAACGCCAAGGCCAAGGUCAAGUUUGUGCCGUUCCAGAAGCUCCAGUAG
Messenger RNA from Saprolegnia diclina VS20, 1671 nucleotides. Its product is annotated as methionyl-tRNA synthetase. The transcript has 8 exons. NCBI's taxonomy places the organism in Eukaryota, Oomycota, Saprolegniomycetes, Saprolegniales, Saprolegniaceae. Bases 1 to 1671 code for a protein of 556 amino acids. Gene Ontology annotation, molecular function: ATP binding; methionine-tRNA ligase activity. The record is from RefSeq and is a predicted model, not a curated record. Gene Ontology annotation, biological process: methionyl-tRNA aminoacylation.